AUGUCAGACAAACAGAACAUUGCGCGCGAUCUCCUGAAACGAGCUCACUCCCCCGAUACCACAAGCAGAAUCUUCACCGAGAAAGUAAAGACGCGCCCUCUGCACCUCAAACCCACCGAAUCCUUCACGACCACAGGGCAGCAAGCCCGCCGACUGGCCCGCCAGCAGAAGCUCUCACGGAGGAAGAAGUUGAAGCCGGCCCCCCUAUCUGCGCGCCAAAAACGAAGUCUAUGUCUCUACGAUGUCCCCAAGUUGCAGCAGAAAUACGCCAUCUACGAGCCGCUGCAUAAGAUGUGGAUAGGCUAUAUCCAGGAACUCCUGUGGGAGGACGGUAUCAUGCGGGAGGUUACGCCUGCAGCAGCUGCAAAGCUGUCUAGUGCCGAUUUCCAUGGGGCUGAGGUGGAGGUUGUGAGGAGCAGGUGUGUGGGGAGGGUAGGCACGAAGGGGAUAGUGAUCAGGGACUCGAGGGGCACUUUUGAGGUGGUUACGAAGAGGGACGUGGUGAAGAUGUUGCCAAAGGAGCAUACGAUAUUCAGGUUCUCGGUGCCGAGGCCGGCGAGGAACAGAGAUGUCGACGAGAAGUCUGGCGCGGGAGAUGAGGAACAGGCUGGAGGCGAGGAGGAGGAUCCAGAUAGAGAUCUGGUCUUUGAAUUGCAUGGAGAGGAAUUUCAAUUCCGGGCCGCGGUUCGGGCGAGUAAGAAGUUCAAGUUGCAUUUCCGGAAGGAUCUUUGA
Messenger RNA from Drepanopeziza brunnea f. sp. 'multigermtubi' MB_m1, 732 nucleotides. RefSeq lists its product as uncharacterized. Gene Ontology annotation, biological process: tRNA 5'-leader removal; rRNA processing. Gene Ontology annotation, molecular function: ribonuclease P RNA binding. The record is from RefSeq and is a predicted model, not a curated record. Gene Ontology annotation, cellular component: ribonuclease MRP complex; ribonuclease P complex. Lineage: Eukaryota; Fungi; Ascomycota; Leotiomycetes; Helotiales; Drepanopezizaceae.